Molecule: messenger RNA, 2646 nt
Organism: Cladophialophora yegresii CBS 114405
Lineage: Eukaryota; Fungi; Ascomycota; Eurotiomycetes; Chaetothyriales; Herpotrichiellaceae
Exons: 1
Coding region: 1-2646 (881 amino acids)
Biological process (GO): SREBP signaling pathway; positive regulation of transcription by RNA polymerase II
Molecular function (GO): protein dimerization activity
Source: RefSeq, a predicted model, not a curated record
AUGACGGCCCCCUUGGACUUAGAGUCCGCAGGUCGUGAAUUCGACAAAUGGCUCGACUGGAAUGGCGCCGCGAACACAUCCAGCGAAACUGCCUUCGACAGUAACCUCGCCGCAAGACCAGACAACUUGGUCCGCCUCCCGAUAUCUCCUUCAUCGACCGUGAGCGGUGACGCACUCCUCGCUCACAUCAAGACCGACUUCCUCACCGCCCCUCCUUCACACGACCUCCUUACCCCUCGCCAUAGCUCAGCUUCCCCAGAAUCUCGCUCGAGCGCAGAGAUGAGACUUAGUGGGGAUACGCUGAGAGACGAAUCUACUCCCAGCCAGCGUCCUAUGCUCAAGCGGAAGUUAUCCCCAACCGAUAUCCCGACGACAGAUUACCGCUCCGAGGCUCCUACUCCGGCGGUAAAGAAGCGACCACACAAUAUCAUUGAGAAGCGAUAUCGUGCCAAUCUCAAUGAAAAGAUAGCCGAGCUCAGGGACAGCGUGCCCAGUCUACGUCUAGCGCAGAAAUCCAAGAUACGGGACAUAACCGGGGAUUCCGACGAAGACGACUUGGAUGGCCUUACUCCAAGCAACAAGCUGAACAAGGCUUCCAUCUUAACCAAGGCAGUCGAGUAUAUCCGACACCUCGAGUUCCGUACAAAGCGGCUGGAGGAAGAAAACAACGCACUCAAAGAUCGGCUUGAGACACUUGACAAAGUCAUCGCUCAGGGAGGCAAUGAUGCUCAGAGAGCUGCAGCCUUCACGAGUGACGUUGUAAUUGAAGAAUCAUCGUCUUCGUCGACCGCCGAGUCUCCGUCGUCAACGUCGACUACGCCUGCCAAACCCGCUCAAGGGCUCAUUCCCCUGCCCGAGAGCUGGAGGCGUCUCCGUCAAACUCAAACUCAAGACCAUUAUGGGCACAUCUAUCAGACGCCGGCAGAGCGCUCUAGGUUCAAGGGCAAAUGGCCUACUAAAAUCAUGCUGGGCUCACUGGCCGCUCUGAUGGUUAUGGAUGGCCUCAGUGAGUCAGAUAUGGGCACAGAAUCCCGCGAAAAAGGCCUCUUCGGCAUCCCUCUGGAGAUACUGGAUGGCUGGAGCUUCCUGCGAUCGCCGCGGAUCUACUUGGCCACAUUCAGCCGGUAUUGCCAAGCUGGAGGUGUCAUUCCGUUGAUCAAAGGCUUUAUCGCCCUGACCUUCCUUGCAUUCCUCAUCUUCUCAUACCUGUUCAACUCCAAGCCGCCACCAAAAUCCGACAUUGAGGAAUCGGCCACCGGGUCCAGUCAGGCGCCUGUGCCGGCCUCCCCUAUCGAAGUCAGGCGGCGCGCCUGGAGCACAAGCAUGCAGGAGCUGCAACUACCUCACCACCACUUCUUCCCGGAGUGGUUAGCUAUCACUUCCGAGUGGCUCAAGUACAGUUUUGGUUACCUGUUUGGCCCGCGGGCUUAUGCUUGGCUCACGGGCCGCACUGCUGACGACACUGUGGCCCGGAUCAAAGCAUGGGACAUUGCUAUUGACGCUCAAUUGGCCGGUGGUGACGCCGAAGUGAGCCGGAGCAGGCUCCUCCUGACCAUCUUUGGGGCUGGAAACCUGCCCAGGACGCCCUUGCGACUGAUGCUCAAGUCGCUGCAUUGCCGGGUGCUCUUGUGGAACGUGGGCGCACUCGGAACUGGCCUAUCCAGUGUCGCUAACCGCCUUGGGAAAUUCUUUUCAAACCGGCAAUGGAGCCGUGCCAAAACAUCGCAGGACAAUCUGCCCCUGCAUCACGCGGAUCGGCUGCCUCGUCAUUUGUCAGAAAUGCUCGAUAUGCCUUGCGACGAGGUCUUCCAAGACACAGUCUGCCAGAGAGCGUAUAAUCUCAUGUACGACCGGCCCACCGCCGAAGGCUCUGCCAAUCCACUCCUGGACGUUGUGGUCGAAGACCACGCAGUUCGGUCCCCACUGGACGCAGUUGCUGCCUGGAGGUCUUCCCUGUCAUUGACCCAGGCCCUGGACCUGUCUCUGCAAUCACCCGAGUCUUCCGAGCUCAUCCAAGAACACUUGAAUACUGCCUUGAGAAUAGCACCACCGGGCUCAGCAGCUGAAACGCGGGCGUUGGCUGCAAGCUCCGUACUCCGCAGCACUGGUCGCCGUGCAUGUCUUGAGCAGGCUUCGAGAGCGAUGGAGAUUCUACCCGCUCCAAAUACGCAGCUUGAAGCUAAAGUGCGGCCCCCUUUUAUCAUCGAUUCCUCCACACCGAUAUCAGCCAGGACGGAUGUCCUAAACUGUCUGCAUUGCGCGGAGACGCUGCAAAUUCUGGACCACGAGAAUGAUCCGAACAAAGCCCGGGCAUACUUCGAGGCAAAGACUCUCGAGAUCAACAGCACCCAAUUGCUAGCCCGAGCAGCGUUGACGCAUCUUCUCUGGCGGCUGCCAUUGAUUAACACACCAGCGCGGGCUGGUAGAGAAGAGGUUGGCAUUACACCACACGAUCACAUAUUCGCUGCUGACGUGUCGGUUCUGAGAAGCAGCAAAGGCAAGUCGCCACGCCGGUAUAGCACGAUCAGCACCGAUUCCGGGUACGAGAGCCAGGACGCCUCGGUGUCUGCCUGGGACGUCGACCUAGAAGAAUCAAGAUGUAGUAAUGACCUGGACAUGGCGCUAAGGCAAGGAUUUCAGGUGUAA